This is a messenger RNA of Mercurialis annua (annual mercury), 541 nucleotides long. Its product is annotated as cytochrome b-c1 complex subunit 6-1, mitochondrial-like. The coding region runs from base 166 to 375 and encodes 69 amino acids. The record is from RefSeq and is a predicted model, not a curated record. Gene Ontology annotation, biological process: mitochondrial electron transport, ubiquinol to cytochrome c. NCBI's taxonomy places the organism in Eukaryota, Viridiplantae, Streptophyta, Magnoliopsida, Malpighiales, Euphorbiaceae. The transcript has 5 exons.
UGAGAUUGUCAAACCGCAGCAGGAGCAGUUUCAGUGCUUUGUAAUUGCAAUUGAGCCGCCAUCGCUGCUAUUGCUAUUGCUUUGAUUCUCCAAACAGCUGAUUAGGAAGAGUGAAUUUCGACACCCGAGUUGAAUUGUGUUGUGGUGUCAUUCUUUUCGGUUCAAAUGGCUGAUGAGGAACCUGUUGAUCAGAAGAAGUAUUUUGAGGACUCUUGCAAGCCUAAAUGUGUGAAACCCCUCCUUGAAUAUGAGGCAUGCGUUAAGAGGAUUAGAGGUGAUGAAACUGGGCACAAGCACUGCACAGGACAGUACUUUGACUAUUGGUCCUGUGUUGAUAAAUGUGUUGCGCUAAAGCUUUUCUCAAAACUUAAGUAAAUGGAGAGGCCAUUGCAGUUCCUCUUCGAUUCUGUUUGUAGUCUUUGCAACAUCAGGUGAAUUUUGUCAUAUGUUUAGUUGGGGAUGCUCGACGCAGCCCAUUUCUAUUGAUUGUGAAACAUUUUGAUCUGGAAUAAAUCAAGAUAUCUGGAAUUGGUGACUUGAA